Messenger RNA from Prorocentrum cordatum, 728 nucleotides. The record is from the annotation of a GenBank genome assembly. Lineage: Eukaryota; Dinophyceae; Prorocentrales; Prorocentraceae.
GUUCAGCAAGCUCAUCAACAGACUGAGGGAUGCGACAGCGAGCGCGCCCACUUCCACCCUGGCCUCUUUGCCGAGGAAGGAGAAGCAGUCAUGGCGCAGGAAGCUUCGCAUGUUGAGCUCUGCCACGAAUCACAUUUUCCGCAAAUGCAAGGGGGGCUGCAGCAAUAUUGCCAGCAGUCUACGACUAAUAGAGUGCUACUCACAGUAUCUAGCGUUCUCGCAAUGGGCGGAGGUGCAGCACAUUGCGGCGCCUGGCAAGUUAUUCCGACUUAUCAAGCAUAAGCAAGCAGCGAAGGACGAGGUCGCGGACGGUCUGAAUGUCUCUUCCGGUCUGCUCACGGCGAUGGAUAUCAGAGCGAAGUCCUGGCGAAAGAAGUGGAGUGAUCCUUCUUUGGAUGUCGAGAAGGAAAGCGUCAUUGGGAUGAAGCGCGCCUCGGGCAAGGGCAUCGAGCAGCUGGGCAAGAAGAUCUGGUUUGGCUUCCAGAGCAAGGGAAGUUGGCUGUGGUCUACUUGUCGAGGUGACUACCGUGCCAGCUGGACUCGUGAUAGGGCUGGGCUUUGGGGCGCUGCUGUGACGGGAUCGCCUGCCUCGCGCGAGGCCCUGAUGCGCAGCUGCCUGGGCGAGACGGUGGCUCUAUCUGAGAUUCAAGGCUGGGCGCAGGCAAGUACGAUGUGGAAAUGGAAGAAGUUCCACGACAGCCCCAAGUGGAAGCUAUUGCUUGAAUCAG